Molecule: messenger RNA, 2236 nt
Organism: Scophthalmus maximus (turbot)
Lineage: Eukaryota; Metazoa; Chordata; Actinopteri; Pleuronectiformes; Scophthalmidae
Gene: drd4a
Product: dopamine receptor D4a
Exons: 4
Coding region: 760-1971 (403 amino acids)
Biological process (GO): adenylate cyclase-inhibiting dopamine receptor signaling pathway; adenylate cyclase-activating adrenergic receptor signaling pathway
Cellular component (GO): plasma membrane
Molecular function (GO): G protein-coupled receptor activity; dopamine neurotransmitter receptor activity, coupled via Gi/Go
Source: RefSeq, a predicted model, not a curated record
UAUACUUUAAAAGGUGACUGGAGGGGGUGUUUAAUUAAUGGGUACAAUUAUGGAAGGGGAUUUUGUGUUUCUAUGUUCCAGUGUUUACAUUUUACAACUAUGGUGUACAAGUGUUGUUAAUAAUGACAGCUAUCUGCUUGAUAACGUGUCUCUGUGGCCAAGGCUAUCGACUGACACCUUCGAAUUCAAUUUGAAUUGUGGACAUGUUCUGCAGCGGGCGCUCUCUGGUCUCUGUCUCUCUCUCUCUGGUCUCACACACACACACACACACACACACACACGGACUAGCCGCGGCUCCUAUUGGAGCUCAAGGACUGGAGGACACCGCGAAGCACAGUUGAUAAGCGGCUUUAAUUGGCUAAUUUGGCCCCGGUGGCCUCUCUCGGUGUGCGCGGAGCUGAGAGCGGCCGCAGCCCGACGCGCUCGCCGCUCCAGUCGGUCUCCACUCCACUCCAACUGAGCAGACGCGGAUUAUCUCGGCUUCUCAAAGAUGCUUUGAGGAUUUUUUUUAAUCAAGAUGUUGUUUUUUUUAUCUCAAGUAGACUGACGGAACUUCGUCGUCAUCCAUGAAGGUUUCACUUCGGGAGUGAGGCACAAAUCCGCCUGCGUGACCGUUCUAGUUUUUACGCGCGGUUUCUUGGCGCAAAGUGCGCACCGGUGCGCUCUGGCGCAACACGGCAAAGUCUGUUUUAAAAAGAAAGGUCUCCGUGACGCCGCGAUGAGACCACGGUGCAGGGACCAGAGUCCGGCCCGGGAUUCAUGAGAGCCCCGAGGCCGCGCUGCUGUGGCUCGGACCGGGACGGAGCGGAGGGCGCCGGGGCGGAGAUGGCGGCCAACCUGAGUGCGGCGGCGGCGGCGGCGGCGGCACCGGGCGCGAGGGGACACAACCUGCCGGCCCUGUUGUUCGGGGUGCUGCUGAUCGUGGUGAUCAUCUGCGGCAACCUGCUGGUGUGUCUCAGCGUGUUCACGGAGAAGGCGCUGAAGACCACCACCAACUACUUCAUCGUCAGCCUCGCGGUGGCGGAUCUGAUGCUCGCGGUGCUCGUGCUGCCGCUCUUCGUCUACUCAGAGUUUCAGGACAGCGUCUGGACGCUCAACACCACCCUCUGUGACGGCCUGAUGACCAUGGACGUGAUGCUGUGCACCGCCUCCAUCUUCAACCUCUGCGCCAUCAGCAUCGACAGAUUCAUCGCCGUGUCAAUCCCUCUCAACUACAACAGGAAGCAUGUGGACCUGCGGCAGACGGUGCUGCUGUCAGCCACCUGGAUCCUGGCCCUGGCUGUGGCCUCGCCCGUCAUUUUCGGCAUCAACAACGUGCCUGGUCGUGACCCCAGCGAGUGUAAACUGGAGAAUGACGACUACGUCGUCUACUCGUCCGUGUGCUCCUUCUUCAUCCCCUGUCCCAUCAUGCUGCUGCUGUACUGCGGCAUGUUUCGCGGCCUGCGGCGCUGGGAGGAGGCUCGCAAAGCCAAACUGAGGAAGAGCAUCCAGGCCUGUCGCAAGCUUCAGGAGGCUGCUGCCUCGCUGCCGCCACUGGCCUCGCUGCCCCCGCCACUGCCACCCAUCAUAGAGCAAGAACUGACGGAUACUCCGGACGAACCAUCUACCUUCCCGUCUGCAGACCACCUGUCAGAGUACAAAGACGGCCCUGUCCCGACGGUCAGCUUCACGGACAUCAGGUUCAACCCUGAGCCUCAAAAGAGGAAGAGGGCCAAGAUCAACAGCCGCGAGAGGAAGGCCAUGAAAGUGCUCCCUGUCGUUGUGGGUGCCUUCCUGUUCUGCUGGACUCCCUUCUUCGUCCUCCACACGCUGCGAGCUCGCUGUCAGGACUGCCACAUCCCGCCAGGCCUGAUGAGUGUGGUGACGUGGCUCGGCUACGUCAACAGCGCCCUGAACCCCGUCAUCUACACCAUCUUCAACACGGAGUUCAGAAACUUCUUCAAAAAGUUCCUGCACCGCUGCUGCUCCUAGAAUUUGCCCCACUGCUGCUGCCGCGAGAGACGCUACUGACUGUUUCGAUCUGGUUUCUUUAGUCUGUGUUUGUCGCCAUCGUCUCCUUCCUCUGUGAGGUUUUUAUUUUUCUACAUGUGACGACAGAAAAGUUUGUUUGUGAAGAAGCUUUAGUCUGAGGAACAGACUGUUCAGAGGACCAGCAACACAGCUACAUCACAUAACCAACAGGAACUGAUUUUAUAUGUGGAAAGUCAUCUUUUCAAAAUAAAAGUAUUCACUAAAA